Homalodisca vitripennis (glassy-winged sharpshooter) is the source of this 4045-nucleotide messenger RNA. RefSeq names its product TGF-beta-activated kinase 1 and MAP3K7-binding protein 1-like. The transcript has 8 exons. Bases 185 to 1600 code for a protein of 471 amino acids. Lineage: Eukaryota; Metazoa; Arthropoda; Insecta; Hemiptera; Cicadellidae. The record is from RefSeq and is a predicted model, not a curated record. Gene Ontology annotation, biological process: protein dephosphorylation. Gene Ontology annotation, molecular function: protein serine/threonine phosphatase activity.
AAGAAAGUAGGGUAGAAUUCGUCUGAUUCUGUCUGAUUGUUCUGUUGUUGUUUGAAUGAGAAUAACAUUAGCCUGUAACUCAAAGUAACAGUCUCCUUUGUUGAUACACGAAAGCAUAGGCUGCUGUUUAGAAUUUGCUAAAUAAAUUAUAGUGUUAAUAUAUUUCAACUAUCCUAAGUAAGUUAUGCCUACUAGAGCUGAAUUGCCUAGAACUUGUCAGGACAGUAAUAGUUGGACAGAUGCUUUACCAGUUUGCAGACUAUCAGGAAUUGGCUACUCUACUAAUCAGAUAUACCGUGAAGAUGGACACAGGCUAGAAGAGCACCCAUUUGAAGAUACCAGUUUUCAUUGGCAACUAGAUGACAACACCUAUUUAUAUGGCGUAUUUGAUGGUCAUGAGGGCAUUCAGACUGCAUCAUUUGCUUCACAAACAAUGCCAGUUGAAAUAACAUUUGGACAGCUCAGUGACAAGCAAACUGAUGAGGAAAUAAGAGAUGUCUUGAGACAAGCUUUUAUUGCUGUGGAAAAGAGUUAUUUCCUCACUAUUGGUGACAAACUAGCGGAGCGAACGUGUGUGAAGUGCGAGAUACCAGAAGGAUUAACUUCAUAUGAAGCUUAUCAAAAGUAUCCUCACUUAGUAGAUAAGCUGAAGAGGCUGAAUGGAGAGUUAUCAAGUGGGACGACAGCUGUAAUUGCACUAAUUCGCAAUAACCGUUUAUUCGUGGCCAACGUUGGUGACAGUCGAGCACUACUCUGCCGUACAGACGAGAACGGAGUCAUGAAAGUGCUCCAGCUCAGCUCCGACCAUGACCUUAGCAACGAAGAUGAGCUGCUCCGCCUCUACAAUCUUGGCCUAGAAAAACUUACUCAAGGCUCACGGCUGGGGAAUCAGGACAACACAAGAUGUUUGGGCAACUACUUGGUGAAGGGAGAGUACAAGGACUUUGAAGAGUUGGCCUGUGCAACAUCUGAGCCUAUUAUAGCUGAGCCAGAGAUCAGUGGGGGUAUAGAGCUUGAUCAGUCUUGCAGGUUCCUGCUGUUGAUGUCAGAUGGUCUUUACAAAUCUUUAGAGGAAUAUGGAAUUCUAGAAGAUCAAGUCAAUAUAGAAAUUGCACGACUGACCGUCAAUGAGUUCCGGAUGCAGUCGACUCUGACAGGAGUAGCACAGGCUGUGGUAGACCGAGUGGUAAGAAUGCAUCAUGACAUAUACAUGCGAGGCAUCACAGCGAGUCAGCAGGACUGUAACACAGCGGUGCAAAUUGGUAGAGAUGACAUCACGUUGCUGGUCCGCAACUUCAACCAUCCCCUGCCUAACGCUCUGGCCAGCCCCACCAUUAACGUCAGGUUCAACCCUAACCCAAUAAUCAAGACCAUCCCCCCGUGUGAGAGUUCAGCAUCAGAUCCAGAGACUACUCGAAGCACCAGCUCGGGGAUAGACAACACCAACACAACAACUACCUCAGAGGACAACAGCGACAACUCGAAUGUGGAACGUGUUGAGCGCAUACCAGCGUAUGUGGAUUUCACUGAGUUCUUCCAGAAUGUAGAACAGGCAAGAAGAGAAGGAAAUCUUCCACCUGGAAUCGAUUUUGGAUUCUGAACAUUAUUGUUGUUUAUAAAGUUAACAUUUUAACUUUUUAUAAUUGGAUGUAAUUUUGCAUCAAGUCACCUUAAAGUGGUUUUUACAAACCAUGCUCGUGCUCGCAAAGUCCACGAACAUUAUAUGCAAAUGCUGCUGCUCGUGGUGAUGAUUGCAACAACUGAGCUUUCCACACUAAGAGGAGGGUGAGCUUGAGCUAAACUCAACAUCCACAUUGAAUCAAUCCCUCCCACCAUAGCUACAUUAUGUGGAUGUGUGUUGUUGAAAGUUUCAGUUUAACACAAGGCGGCUUCUACAGUGGGAUUGAUUAAAUUGUGUGAAUAAUAUUUUGAUGUGGUGUAAACCAGAAAACUUAGAUGAUAGUGAUAACAUUUUAAGAACUAAGAAAUUUUAAACAAUUUAGUUGCAGUAAAAAUGGUGGAUUUUCAACUGUUCAAAUUUUGAAAUUAUUGAAAACAGAAUAUUAAGUCUCAUCAUUAUGAAUGGCCUCUGCUUUCCUUACAAUUUCUGAUAGUGGUUAUAUGUAUUUUAUAUACAUUAAAAUCAGCAGUCUUCCAACAAGAACAUGCAUGACAAGAGGGCAUUUUUCGAUUUUUGUAAAUGUUGAGUUUAGCACCAGUUCACCUUCCUCUUAGUGCAGCAUCUGGAAUCUGACGCUCUCACAGACUUAACUCCUGGAAUCAGAAGUCAUGUUCAUCUGAAGAGAUCAUAAAAAAGUUUGUGACAAAGCUUUAAACUCUUUACAUAUUUUCAAUAUCAGGAACACCUAGACUACAAAAUAUAGUGUAAUCUAGGUGAAGAGGUAUUCUCAUUGCUCAUCAGUUGCAACAUAAUGGAGCUAAACUCAACAUUCACAUUAAAUACACCCUCCCUAUCAUAUGUUAUAUAAAGGAAAUUUGUGUUUACAUCUUCAGUGUCAUGUAUUGUAGACUUCCAUGCAUGCAUCACAAAGUUGCCAUAGAGGUUUUCACAUUAACCCUCCAAGUGGAAAGAUCAUAAAUAUCCAGCCCAACAUCUCUUUAUUUAAAAAUGCAAUAUAAUGUAUUGAAACAAUGUCAAAAGUAUAAAUGCAUACUAGUAUAUGAUUACUUGUCUAAACUACAGUGUACAAUCUUAAAUGUGCCAUAUAUAAAGGCAUCAUUUGUUCAGUGUUUGUAAAUAUUUUGGUGGCAACUAUACUACUUUUCUGAAACUUUUAUAUAGGUUUUAACUAUAUUUUCUCUAUUGUUAUAUUUUUAUAGUAGAUAAAAAUCAAACCAAAUUUAUAUAGCCAUACUAUAUAAUUAUACACAUAUUUAUAUCUAUUACUUUUUAAAUUUAAUUAUUAUAUUCAUAGUGCAUUCCAAAUACAGUUUGAACCAGACUACCUGGCCCACUGAUUGUAGUGGUAUAUUAAGUGAAGAUAGAAACUCCAUUCAACUGCUCUCUCCUAUUUUGUAGCCAAAAAUUCAAUAAAAUUAUUUUGGAUCCCCCAAAAAUAUCUGUAACGGGUAUUUUUAGGGAGUGUGGGGUUGUUUUAGGAAUUUUUUAAAUGUAAAGGUGGGGCAUGUGGUACCUUAUUUUAAAGGUCUCUUGACACAGAUUAAAAAAAUAUAUAUACUGUACCUACAAUCUCCGUACAAAUAAUAUUCCAAAACAUAAAACCUUUUGAAGUGACUACUUCUUUUGGCAGGCUAUGGAUGUAUGUUUCUCAUGGGAAUAAACUGUCAUUUCGCGUCACUCAUGUUGUUUUCCACAUGCUUUCAAAGUAGAAUGACAGCUUUACUGAUUCGUAAACAAACCGUUAUAUAAACAUCUGAUCUGAACUAACAAAAGUUGACGUUAAUGAAAAAUCUGUUAGGAGAGAUUAGAAGGGAAUAUAAAUCACAAUAACAUACAACACUAUAUAUGAUAAUGAUAAUAAUGAAAUGCCUCUAAUUUAGUAGUGUUUUACCACAAUUUGUUUUCUAACUGUUCGGUUAGUUUAUUCAUAUUGUUGCAUUGUCUGGAUCUAUCCGUGCUUCUGCAGACUUUCCUUGGUUAUUUAAUUUUCAGGUUAGGUUACUUAAGUUCCAAUUUAAACCUGUCAAAAUGUACAAAAUCAAUUCAUACUCUGCUAUUAGUAGCUAUGAUCAACCUCAAACAAUCAUGAGACUAAAAAGAGACUAAAAUAUAUAGUAAAAUAGACCUACUGGUUUGAAUAAAUCUACGAACUACUAAUUUAUUUAUUAAUGAAUCCAAUGUAAAAUUGAUUAACUUACUACAUCAUUUAAUAGCAGUAUUUAAAACUCAUCAAAUUCUAAAUUGAAUUUCAGCAUAGUUAAUAUAUUUAACUACUAGUUUCAUCCUGACCGUAUUUAAAAGAGGAUUAAAAAUAAAUUGAUUAGAUCUUUUUCUAGCUAACAAAGCAGUAUUUUAAUAUAAUCUUAGAAGAAAAUUAUUCUUUCUGUUAACUAUAAUUAUAAC